CCCCGUCGGUGGCCGGGAUCCCCCGGCGGGCCGGGCCGGGCCGGCGCCGCCAUGUUCAGCCGCCUGGGCGCCUUCCUGCAGCAGGCGGUGGAGACGGUGAGGGCCCGGCCGGGGGCGGCUCCGCCAGGGAGCGAGCAGGAGCCCAGCAUUGACCUGCUGGAGGCAUUCACCGACCACUGGAAAGGGCUCACUCACUACUACCUAGAGACCACAGAUGAAAACACCCCAGUUAAGGAGACCGAUAUCCCCUGGCGCCUGAAACAGAUGCUGGACAUUCUGGUGUAUGAGGAGAAGCAGCAUCCAGCAGGGGAGACAGGGCCUUGUCUGGAAUAUCUGCUGCAGCACAAAAUCUUGGAGACCCUUAGCACUCUGGGGAAAGCAGAGUAUCCUCCAGGCAUGAGGCAGCAGGUGUUCCUCUUCUUCAGCAGAGUCCUGGGACAGGUGCAGCAUCCACUGUUGCACUAUCUGAAUGUGCACAGACCUGUUCAGAAGCUCCUUCAGUUCGGCAGCAAUGUGCUAGGCUCUGCGACUGAGAAGGAAGAGGUACAGUUUGCUGCUGUUCUGUGUGCAAAGAUCAAGCAGGAUCCAGCUCUGCUCACAUACAUCCUGGAGGGAAAGAAUCUUCUAACUGUGAGCCCACAGGGAGAUGCUGGCAGCAGCCAGAGAGAGAGCUUGGCUACCAACGGAGCCCUGACUGCAUCUCCUGAGCACGACAGAGAGUGUUCCAUGGGUGACGCCCCCUGUGCUAGCCUGGCUGGAAAACCAAAGAAUUCUGUCUCCAGCUCCUCUCCUCUAAGAAAGGAAAACAAUCUGAUCACUUCCUUAAUCAACUUGUGCAAGAGCCAGAAGAGCAGGGUUGCACUAAAAGCUCAGGAAAACUUGCUGCUGCUCAUAAGUGUCGCUCAGCAGGCAGCUGCCACAUACCUGGUACAGAACAGCGCCCUUUGCUGUCUGGUGACUGAUCACCUGUGUGACCUGUACAAUGCCGUCCCUACUUCAGCCGAUCCUGCAGAUAUCCUCUCCCUAGAGAGAGUCAGCUGGAGGUUGCAGAAUAACUCUGCUGAUGAGGCCUCCUUCCCAGGAAAGGGGAGCCUGGAUGCUUUCUUUAGCUGGUUAGAUUACUGUGAUCACCUCGUGAGAGGGGCCCACCCGGUAGUUGCAGAUGCUGUAACAGAGACCAUUGGUGAAAAGCUCUUCCAGGGGAUUUUGCAGCCACAGCUCUUGCAGAUGUCUGAACUUGGCAUCCUCACCUCUACGGCAAUGCUGACGGCUGUGGUGAGGCAGAUCAGUGCUCCUGCCCUGCUCCGGGAACUGGUGACAUUCCUGCUGGGCACAGAGAGGCAGCCAGAAGCCAUCACUAACUCCCCACAGCAGCACCUCCUGCGCUUUCAACUGAUAGAGCACUGCAACCACCUGUCUGAUGAGAUCAGUCUUGCUACCCUGAGGCUAUUUGAGGAGCUGCUCCGGAAACCCCAUGAGCACAUUGUAUACAGUCUAGUGCUGAGAAACCUGGAGGAACGGAGCUACAUCCUGCGCAGCCAGCCGGGGCAGGAGGAGCGGAGCACCCACGAGCAGGAGCAUUACGAGGACACACUGGAGCUGGAGGAAGAUCCCUAUUUCACUGAUGAAUUUCCAAAUACAGGAUUCCGGGCAUGUAAAAAGCCAAUGCCAUCCUCCCCCCGGGGGCCUGCCAGGCCUAAUGAGAAGACAGACGUGAAUGAGAUUGUUCUCAGUUUCCUGGGCCUGGUUCCUGAUGAGGCAAAGACCUCCUCCUAUCUGGAGGAGGCAGGAUAUGAUACCUAUGUGCACGAUGCCUUAAGGCUGUUUCAGGAAUGCUCUGCUAACAUAUCCUCAUGGAAUUGGCCCCAGGAACCAAAACCUCUGGAGCCCUGUGACCCACAAGCAGCAUUUUAUGAGGGCCACUUCCUCAAGGUGCUGUUUGACCGUAUGACACGGAUCCUGGAUCAGCCCUAUGGACUGAACCUACAAAUGACAUCAGUGUUGUCCCGCCUAGCCCUCUUCCCGCACCCGCACCUCCACGAAUACCUCCUGGACCCCUACCUGAAUCUGGCUCCUGGUUGCAGGACGCUCUUCUCUGUACUCAUCAGGGUGAUUGGAGAUCUGAUGCAGAGAAUCCAGCGGGUGUCUCAGUUCCCAGCCAAGCUGCUGCUGGUCCGGAGACAGUUAAUGGGGCUGGUCCCUGAAGAACAGAUCGAUCACAUGACCCUCUUCCAAGGAGUGGUGGUGCUGGAGGAAUUUUGUAAGGAACUGGCAGCCAUCGCCUUUGUGAAGUUCACCCCUGAGGGCCCUGCAUGAGUCCAGCCUCUGGCUCUCCUCACCUGCUUCCUGGAGAGAAGAUCUGAGUGCAGUGCCAGCAUGCACUGCUGGAAUGGGAAGAUUAGUGCUCCAUGGCUCAGGGCAAGGGAGCACCACUCCUCACUCAGCCAUCCACCUUAGCUGAGACCUUCCUGUAUCGCUGGCCUCCAGAGAAUGCCUGGUUCUGAUAACCAGACUCCCCCCCUAUCGAGCAGCAGGGAACCAGGACUCUGCAACAUCACAGAGGGUGACGGCACGAGACAGUCUCAACAUCUAACUCAGGUUUGAUACUUCCUACAUUACAGAACCAAUGGUCUGCUCAGUGUUCAGCUCCCAAAGCUGGCUAGGAAAGCACUAGCUGCCACAGCCCCCAACCUUCAGAAAGCAAGACUAGAUGCAUUGAGAGCCCUCCACAAUUUCUAUCUGCUGCCUCUUAGGAUCAGAGUGGGCAGGAGCGUUUGCAGAAAAUCAUCGCCCACAAUCCAUUCUGCAAGAUUUUUAUAGCUCCUCUUCCAAGUGCCUAUGGCUAGGGGGAGGGAAAGGAAUGGAUACAUACAUGAUCAGGGCAGUGUCUGAAGCCCUGUGGAAUAGAGAUCUGCAUUGCACUCUUGCUACAUAGGACCUGUGGGAGUGCACUGUUCUGGUGUCCUGGCAGUGAGCCCAGAAUAAGACUUCUAGGUAACUGUAGGUGAAGGUAGGAUACAGCACAUUGCAAAAGUGGGUGCUAAAUCAAAACCACCACCCCCCUACAGAUCUCAUUUCUGGACAGGUAGAUUCCCAGGUGGAAUCCAGCCAGCCCCAGCUGGGUGGCCAUAAGACACUCUUCUUCUGGCCUUUAAUCAAAGUGCAACAUCUCCAGCUGUUGCUUUGCUGCACCUGGCCCAGCAGCAUCUAUUAAAAUACCCUGAAUAUAAAAUAUGGACCUAGAAGCCUGCAGUCAGACUCCAGCCAUGGCACUUAUGAUGCCUUGCUGUGCAGGUGGCCAGCCUCACUCCUAGUGCUUCACUGCCCAAACCUUCCCUCUUCCCCUGCAGUCCAAAAGGGAAGGAGUAGGGAUGGUGGGUAGCCUUGAGGUAAGUCAUGUUCCUCCACCCCCUAAGCUGUAAGAGAGGCAUAGAGAAGUGACUGGACCUACCUCCCAGACAGAUCCUGAGGCUUACUCCAUUGGUUUUGGGGUUCCUGAGCAAAGCAGGGCAGGCAUGAUUGAUGUGGCUGUGUGACAGACAAGUCCCACUGGGCCCUAUGCGCUGCUGUCAGGGGGCUUUCUGUUAAACAAGUUUUCAUUUAGUCCGAUGCUCUUGCUCGCUAGCGAUGGGGGUCCUGGGGCAAGGAGGAACAGAAGGUACAUGGAGUCUUUUAUUGGAGGAAGAGUUCAUUCUGACUUUGAACUGGCUCCAGUUGAUGCUUUCCAUAUGGUAUGAGUAGAGCAACCGUGGCUCUGCCAGGCAGCAGAGACAUGUAAGGUUGCUCCAUGUCCUCAGCAAACCUUUAGAGACAGUACUGCCUUCCAUCACGCUCGCAGUGCCUCGGCUCUGGCUGAUCAGAAAAUGGGACAGCAGCCCUCAGGCAGGUGCAGCUCUACCCUGUCUUCCUGGAGAUGGGAGGGCGUUUUGCUUUAGUUUAGCUAGACAGAGUGAAGCAAAGUCUUGCAGAGCACCCUCCCAAGCAACCUGCCCCAUUGUGAAAGGAAACUCAGAGCUACCGCUAGAGAGCAGGAUGCUUCCCUCACAUAUCCUGGAGAACAGCCCCUUGAGAAGCCAGAAGGGCUGGAGGCCAGCAUCAGCUGAGUUCUCGCUCUUCCCCACUGUUUCCCUAUAAUGGGCCAGAUUCUUACCUGAUGUCUGGCUUCAUAGUAUCAUUGAAAUUAGUGACCUACACCAGCUGAGGCUCUCACCCACUGCUUUCCUGGGUAGCAAGGAUGAAUUUGUAAAGUGCUCUGGGAAUGAAGUAAGUUAGCAAUAGUCUUUAUACUAGCAAUACUAACCCAUUCAACAGGGCUGUGUGUCUAUUGAUAGAUAUUCACACACCCUGCAGAAUCCCAGCAUCUCACUCUGUUCCCAAUGUGCACUUUAGAAUGUAACAAACACUUCAUCACAAUGCAGUGAAAGGUAUCUGGUAACUAGAGCUGUCAGCCAACAAGAGUAGAUACAAAUUUGGGCAGUGCCUAGCACAGUGGGGCCCCAAUCUUGGUGGUGUUAUGGUAGUGCCUAGAGAUCAACUGUCAGGGCAGCUUGUAAGCCUGACAAAUCAGCACAACUGGAUUCUUGACAUUGGUAUUAAGUGCAGGGUGGAUGCUUAGGGGCACCAUUGGCUUGGCAAUGCACUAUUUAAUGUUACAUUAAGUGAUUCUUUAUAGCAUAUUUAGCUAUACUGCAUUAUCUACAGAGGGGCUUUCGGUCUUGUGUUGCCUCUUAUCAACCAUGCACAAAAGGUGCGUACAUGUGGUUGCUUGGUAAAUCUGGGUGUUGGUGUUGUAUAUAUGGCAACUGCAUGUGGUAAGUGGGUACAACGAGCUAGCAAAUGUUACAGCACCACCUCUUUUCAGAACUAUGCACUUUUAAAUGUAUGGUGUGUAACUAAACCAGCUGUAAAAUUUGUGCAGUUUGUCUGUACAUAUGUACCAGGUACAAGUAACUUAACUCUUCCUGUGGCAAUAAAGUGAUGUCUUGAUAAAUUUGAA
Molecule: messenger RNA, 4996 nt
Organism: Gopherus evgoodei (Goodes thornscrub tortoise)
Lineage: Eukaryota; Metazoa; Chordata; Testudines; Testudinidae
Gene: FHIP2B
Product: family with sequence similarity 160 member B2
Exons: 17
Coding region: 52-2316 (754 amino acids)
Source: RefSeq, a predicted model, not a curated record